Messenger RNA from Myripristis murdjan (pinecone soldierfish), 4989 nucleotides. RefSeq names its product centlein, centrosomal protein (gene cntln). Gene Ontology annotation, biological process: protein localization to organelle; centriole-centriole cohesion. Bases 394 to 4287 code for a protein of 1297 amino acids. The record is from RefSeq and is a predicted model, not a curated record. The transcript is spliced from 27 exons. Gene Ontology annotation, cellular component: centriole; centrosome. NCBI's taxonomy places the organism in Eukaryota, Metazoa, Chordata, Actinopteri, Holocentriformes, Holocentridae.
CAGCGGGCUUGUUUGAAAGGAGGACGGCGUCCCGGUAGCUGUUGACAACGGCGUUACACACUGAGAAAGUUUGUUUAUGCGAUGUAGAAUAAUGUAGUGACCGCUAUUUCUGUGUAAGACAAAAUGUGUCGCUGUCGGGAAUGGUGACGUCGUCCAGGGUAUGGAUUUAUCACCCGGAAGGUUGUCAACAACAGAGCAGAGAGACGGAGUGGUUGAAUGUUUAUUAGGUGGCUAACGUCAACUAGCCACGGUAGCAAAGUAGUUUUAACGUCACCGGAUAAAUAGUGCAGUACUGUGUGGUGUCCCGGUGCUGUGGCUUUGAUAGCUGACCGGCUAGCAAGCUGUCAACACUGGUCUCCAAACGAAUACAUUUGUUCACUUCCCAGCGCGACAAUGUCCUCCAAAGACAACACCCGUGUCUUGGUUUUGGAGGAGCAGGUGAAGAGUUUGUCAGAUGAGUUAAUGCAAUGCCAGGCAGACAAAGAGUUUGUGUGGUCCCUAUGGAAACGCCUGCAAGUGGCCAAUCCAGACUUGACCCAGGCUGUCAGUUUGGUGGUUGAGCGUGAGAAGCACAAAGCUGAGACUAAGGACAGGAAAGUGCUGGAGAUCCUCCAGACAAAAGACUACAAGAUUCAGGAGCUGGAACAGAAAGUGGCAGGGCAGCAGCAAGAGAUCAACAACCUGAUGCAUAGGACGAUAGCAGUGGACGAAGAGAGGGCCUUAAUGAACAAGGAGUUGACAGCUCUUCAUGAAAAAUUGGUGAAUGAGAGUCAGGAACUUAAGGAAAUUAAGAGGGAGAAUGGGAGGAGAGAAGAGAAGGAGCGGCAGGUGGUGCGGACUCUGGAGGAGGAGAAGGAGGGAUUAGCUUCCUGCUGCGCCGCCCUGCGCACCGACCUGGAGGAGGAGAAGAGGCAGGCCAACAGUCAACAAGAGCAAAGGGACGCUGCUCAGGCCAGAGUCAAGGAACUGGAGGCGGAGUUGAACAGUGCCUGGCUGGAGGUGACCAGCCUGCAGAGCCAGAGUACCAGUCUGGCAGCCCAGCUUUCUGCCAAGGAGAAGGAGGUCGCAGCAAAAGAAGGGCACCUCAACCAACUUCGUCGUGAGGUGGCUGAGGUGCAGACUCUGUACAGACAGAGUACAGAGCAUGCGGCAGAGCAGAGCCAUCUGAUCAAGCAACUGGAAGGGCUAAACGUGGACACACAGAGAGUCUUGAGGAACCAAGAGGAGGCACACACUGCUGACACCACCUCCUACCAGAGGCUAUACAAGGAGUUGAGUCAGUGCUACCAGGCUCUUGUGUCUAGUGAAGCUAAUCUCCGUCAGAGUCACCUGGAGCUCAGUAGCCAGCUGGCCCAGAAGGACCAGCACAUCCAGCAGCUUAAGGCCCAGCUGCAACAGCAGCAUGAACAACUGCAGCAGCAGCAGCAGCAGCAACAAGCUCAGCAGACAGCUGUCUGUGCUCCACCCAACAGGCAAACAAACUUUAAGGUGCUGCCUGAACAGGCUGAUGCCCCAGCCCUGACGCCUAGCCCUAAUUCUGACCCAGCCUCAACCCUGGGCUCAGAUGCCAGUCUAGAGCUAGAGCAAAAAGGCCUUAAACCCAGUUCUGCUAGCCUUGAUUCCACUAGAAGACAGCAGGGUACACCUGUGCAGCGGUCCAGGUCUCUGUCCCCAGCCAGCAGUGAAAAGAUAGGUCAUAGGAAGAAAGGAGGAAGAGGAGUGGAACAGAGGAUUCAGGACCUUGAGGAGCUGCUUCAAUUGAAGAUGGAGGAGAAUGAGGAGCUGAAGAGGGCUCAUGAUAAACGUCGUGAACGUCUGUGUCUGAUCCAGACCAACUAUAGGACAGUCAGAGACCAGCUGAAAGAAAUGGAGGAAUCAAAUAUCUUGCCAAGCGAAAGGACGCAACGUGCAGAGUCAUGGCAGCUGAGACACGAGAACAGCGAUGCAGUGUGGAAUGAGCUGGCCUACUUCAAACGCCUCACCAGGAAACUCUCCGUCGAAAAAGCCAACCUGGAAGAGGAGCUGGAUAUGUUGCGCGUCCAGGCUGCAAUGGACCGAGCCACAGUGAAGGAGCUGCGCCUUUGUCUCAGUGAUGAACACCAAGUACUGCUUCACAAAGUGGCAGAGGAGCGGCAGGUCAGAAGCAGCACUCCAAAAAAACCUUCUGUUUCUUCUGAGCGAAUGGAGCAGUCAUUAAAAAAGAUUAAGCAGCUGGAGCAGAGGAUGAUGUCCCUGGAGGAGGAGACAGAGAGGAUAAGGGAAGAAAAAGAGGAGCUACUAGAGGCCAACGAGGACCUGACCCACAACUGCCGCAGUCUCCAGGCCUCCCUGGACCGCUUGCGCAGCCAGGAGGCUCUUCGCGAUGAGGCAGAGGAGAGGCAUCGAAAUGAGAUCCAAGUUCUAGAGGCCCGGCUGGCCACCUCCCAAAAGGAGGCCACCCAGCUCCGACAUCAACUGCUGAAGCUGAGACAGGAGCUGGGGAUUCUCAGAGCGGCCAGGGACUUCUAUAGGAACCGUGCAGCAGGGCCAGUAGGGGGAGGUGGGGUAGCUAGCAACAUUAGUAGCAAGGUCAAAUUCAAAACAACCAGGCUCAGAGGUCCAAUACGCCCGCGCAGCCACCGAGCAGUCGGCCCCAAUCAAGCCAUCACUUGGCAAGGCCGCAGCUCCAGCCCCACUAAGGACGAAUGGGAGGACAUGAGCUCAGAUAGCGAUAAUGGUGAAGAGUACUCAGACAGUCUGAACAGCGUGCCCUCGGGGACAAGGCCUCAUAGACAAUACACUGUCCGAAAGUUCUACAGGUAUGCACUGAUUUCAGACACCGAAGCGCCAGCAACAGAGUCAAACAGAAGGCAACCUGAUGUUCCGGAGCAAGACGAUAAACAGCAUGAGCCCAGGGAGCGAGGGAUGAGAGGAGAGAAAAGCAGGAGGAGGAGGACGCUGAUGAAGACCCAGCGCUGCUCCUCCUCUUCUCUGCAGCAGCGCUUGGAGUCCCUACAGCGUCACAUUGACAUACUGCAAAGUGCCAGGAAAGAUGCUGUGCUCUCAGCCAGGGAGCUGCGGCAGGCCAAUGAGAAGAUCACGGCACAGCUCAACUCCCUCACCGAGAAACUCUGCAGCAGCAAGCAGCUCACACAGAAGCUGACCUGUGACCUGGCUGGAACGGAGCAGCAGAAAAAGGUUCUGGAGAUGGAGCUGGAGCAGUGGAGGCAGAGCACGUUCCCUCAGCAAGCUGCAGCACCACCAGUACCAGUAAAUGCAGAGUGCUCCUGCCAGGGCAAGGCCAUGCCCGCCUCAGCCAACCCUGCGCUCCAGGCCCUGGAGGCUGAGGUCAAACAACUGCAAGCCAAACUUAAGAGUGCCAGUGCGGAGGUCACAAGGCAGGUGGCGGCUAACAAAGCCCUGCGAGGCCAGCUUUUGGAGAAGGAGGACAAGCUCCGCCAGCUGCAGGACAAGGCAAGCCACGCGGAGAGAGACGCGAACAUGAAGAGGCAGCUGGUGGAGGACCUGAAAACGAGGCUGAAGUUCCUGCAGGACACAGAGACGAGUCACCGCGGGCAGGUGGAGGAGCUGGAAAAGAAGGUGAAGACUUUAUCAGAGGAGGCCACCAACCGAAAGGCUUUCAUUGAGUCUCUGAAGAGGAGGCUGAGUGUGGCAACCACAGAGAGGAGCCAGUACGAAGCCUCCUGCGCAAAACUGAGGGAUGAGCUGGAGAAGAAGGAGCAGCGCGUGGGGUCUCUGCAGGCUCGUGUGGGAGCUAGUGAGCAGGCCAUGGCUGCACUCGAGCAGACAGCCACCAAGCAGAUGGAGGACUUGACCCAGCAGAGCUCCCAAGCAUUAGAUGUGUUGCAGAGACGGCUGGGCCAGGCACACUCCCAGCUGGAGCAGCUUCACGCUUUCAUCACGGCCCUGGCCAGCGAAAUACUCAGAGACAUUCAAGAGGUUAAGCAGCAGUUGAUGAAGAGGAGGAGGUGGAGGCAGGCCAAUGCUGUGGCAGCAAAGGGCGGCCUGUCAGCUAAGUCCAUGAUCAAAGCCAAGUCCAUUGCUGCCUCCAUCCUCAAUAUGUCAGAGAAUGACCUGGCGGACAUGAUGGACACUGACCAGGGGACAGAAGCCAGUUCAGAGGCUCUCAGGGACCAGGAGUGGCUGCAGCAGAUCAACCAUAUCCUCCAAAAGAAGAUCCCCUCUGCUGGCCAGCUAAUGGAGGCUGUGCGCGUGAAGAUGAAGGAGAGGAAAGUGCUGACAGAAGAGCUGGCCGCGCUCGCAACACCAGUCAGCGAAAACGCCUGACUCCCUGGGCUGAGGCUGGGAAAACUGUCAUCCUCUCCUUUCUCUCCCUCCCUCCCUCUCUCCCUCCCUGGUUCCUUCUCAGUGGGAGCUGGGCUGAGCCAAGCUGAGCCAGGGCAGCAGAACCAAUAUUUGCGAGAAAAACGCUGUCGACUCACUCUGGGCCACUAGCUCAACACAGCAGCCCUGCUUUUGUAAAUGAGCCCUCGACAUCUGUGUUAGCGCUCAGUGCACUAUGUCUAUCAGAUGGCCCUUUAGCACCAAGCUAAUUUACAAUGCAGCCACACUCUCCCCCCACUCACAACUCAGACCCGGGGUGAUAAGGCAAGUGCUUACGCUAAUGUUUAAGUUAGACAUGGUCUUUUUUCUUUCUCUCUCUUUUACCUCUCUCUCUAAUUUAUUUAGGAUCUCAAGGACCUUAGGGUGCAGGGACCUGACCUAGCAAUGCCAAGUCGACACUUUGAGGAUGUUAAGAUUGCAGUACAGUGCAGAAUAUUCACUGCAAGUCCUGAUACUGUACUGUGUUCAAUCAUUGAAACCCAGUGAGUUACAUUUAUCAAAUGCACCAAAAUAGUUUAUUUCUUGGAGAUUUUUUUUUUUCAUACAUGCUUACAAAACGUCCGUUUUGUGUAUUUGUUCAGUCAAUAAUCCAGUGAGUAUUUAUGUUACGAGACAGGUUAUUGUUGAUUUUGAAUAAAGGCAUUU